UCCGUCCCAAAAGAAAAGCAAGAAAAACUGGAACUGCGGCUCAUAUCAUAUUAUUUAUCUGGACAAUAUUUUCUUUUAUAUAUAUAUAUAUAUAUAUAUAUAUUUUCCUCAGAUUGGAGGUUUUUGCCGGACGAGACAAUAAACCUGUUGUUGAGAGAGAGAGAGAGAGAGAUUUGGGGAUUUUGGUUUCGUCCCAAGUGACUUUGAUCGACCCACGAUGUUUCCUAAUCUCCAAAUUUCAGCUUACACUGCUUCCUCUGCUUCUCCUUCAGAAAGGUGAUCUGGGUUUGUCUUGUUUUCUCGAUUUGUGUUUCUAUAAAUGGUGCAUUUUUUUCUGGAAUCUUUCUAAAUGUGGAAAGUUCUGGUGCUCCCAGUUUCCUUGGAAUCUGGAUUUUGUUUGCUUGUUCGGAAAAUGUGGGUAAAGAGAAGGAAAUUGAAGUUUUAAAAGGAUGGCUAUGAGUAUCACGCCAGCAUACGGAAAUUAGCGUUUGUGGUAUAAUUUCUUCUGGGGUUUCUUACAGAAGCUGGAUGGGUUCCAGAUUCCCAUCUCAUAAGCUAAGCAAUGGCCUUUAUGUAUCAGGGCGGCCAGAGCAGCCAAAGGAAAAAACUCCAACCAUGAGCUCUGCCGCCAUGCCGUAUACUGGUGGAGAUAUCAAGAAGUCGGGGGAACUUGGAAAAAUGUUUGAUAUCCCUGUCGAUGGUUCUAAAUCUAGGAAAUCUGGACCUAUGACUGGUGCUCCUUCAAGGACUGGAUCUGUUGGAGGCUCUGCUACGCAUUCAGGACCAAUGCCUAAUACUGCAUCACGGGCUGGCUAUACCACUUCAGGCCAUGUAUCUUCCGGAAGCAUGUCUGGUUCAGCUUCAUUAAAGAAAUCGAAUUCUGGGCCACUAAAUAAGCAUGGUGAGCCUUUGAAGAAGUCAUCUGGUCCUCAAUCUGGUGGUGUAGCACCAACAGGCCGCCAAAACUCUGGGCCUCUUCCUCCUGUGCUCCCUACAACAGGUCUCAUUACAUCUGGGCCCAUUUCUUCAGGCCCUUUAAAUUCUUCUGGAGCCCCUAGGAAGGUAUCUGGUACUUUUGAAUCUAUGGGAUCGAGGAAAGUACAAGGUUCCUCCAUUGUUCACAAUCAGGCUGUCACUAUUCUUACCCAAGAUGAUGACUUUUCCUUCAAGAAGAACUUUCCUAAGUUAGUGUUGUGGUCACUAAUUCUACUUUUCGUGAUGGGGUUCAUUGCUGGUGGUUUUAUUCUUGGAGCAGUCCACAAUGCCAUUCUCCUCAUUGUGGUUGUGGUUCUUUUCGGUGCAGUUGCUGCAUUAUUCAUCUGGAAUACUUUUUGGGUGAGAAGAGCUAUUAUUGAUUACAUUGCUCGUUAUCCUGAUUCAGAGCUUAGAACUGCAAAGAAUGGGCAAUAUGUUAAGGUCUCUGGGGUGGUCACCUGUGGUAAUGUGCCCCUCGAAUCAUCCUUCCAAAAUAUUCCUAGAUGUGUAUAUACUUCUACAAGUUUAUUUGAGUAUCGAGGAUGGGAUUCAAAAGCUGCCAACCCUUCACACCGUCAUUUUACUUGGGGGCUCAGAUCGUUGGAAAGGCGAGUGGUUGACUUCUACAUCUCCGAUUUCCAGUCUGGGUUGAGAGCGUUGGUAAAGACUGGCUAUGGAGCAAGGGUGACUCCUUAUGUUGACGACUCAAUUGUCAUCGAUGUUAAUCCUCAGAAUGAAGAAUUGUCCCAAGAGUUAAUCAGGUGGCUGGGUGAGAGGAAGCUCUCAAGAGACGAUCGCAUAAUGCGGUUGAAAGAAGGGUAUAUCAAAGAAGGAAGCACAGUUAGCGUAAUGGGAGUUGUUCAGAGAAAUGACAAUGUGCUCAUGAUUGUCCCUCCACCGGACCCAUUCACAACGGGAUGCCAAUGGCCAAAAUGUAUUUUCCCUGCUACCCUCCAUGGUGUUGUUUUAAGGUGUGCUAUGAACAAUGAUGUCAUACCAGUUUAGCUGCUGUAAAUUUCUUCUUUCUUUUUUCUUUUUUCUCUAUUAAUUUCUUCAGAUGGUGUAUAGUUUUUUUUUUUUUUUUUUUAAGGGUUGAGAUCUUUUUUACUUGUUUGAGCAGAUUGAGGGUUAUGUUAAAUAGAAGGGAAAUAUUCUAUUGUC
Molecule: messenger RNA, 2136 nt
Organism: Corylus avellana
Lineage: Eukaryota; Viridiplantae; Streptophyta; Magnoliopsida; Fagales; Betulaceae
Product: protein SHOU4
Source: RefSeq, a predicted model, not a curated record